CAAAUAUUUGUUUAGGGGGAAUUUUUAAUUUUGUUUUGACUUUAAUUUUGGGAUUUUAUGCAGAGGUUUUGAAUGGUUCGCCGAUCCAGUAUUUAAUCGUUUCUAUAAAAUCUAGUCAAAUAUUAGAAAGAAUUAGGCUAUAUCUCAAUUCUGAAUUAUUUUCAGAGAUGAGAAGAUCGGCAUGAAUCGGAGGAGCCGUACCAGCUUCGGAGUCGAGUCGAGCUUCGAGUCCUAAAAUUUCGAAUUCGUGGUUCCUACAGUACACUGUGAGUUUUUGCAAGUACACGCUUUGAAUGAAGGGUCGAAUAUGGGUUUCAAGAUACAAGCAUUGAAGAACCUUGAUGCUUUCCCUCGUGCUGAGGAGCACCUCACUCAAAAGACACCAUCUGGAGCAAUAGUCUCCAUUAUUGGGCUUAUCAUUAUGACAACAUUGUUCAUACAUGAAUUGAAAUAUUAUCUUACAACUAACACUGUACACGAGAUGUCUGUAGAUGUGAAGCGUGGAGAGACACUUCCUAUACAUAUUAAUAUGACUUUCCCUUCAAUCCCUUGUGAAAUUUUGAGUGUUGAUGCAAUUGACAUGUCUGGCAAGCAUGAAGUAGAUCUGGAUACAAAUAUAUGGAAACUUAAAAUACACAAAGAUGGACAUAUAAUUGGAUCUGAAUACAUAUCAGAUCUUGUAGAAAGGGAGCAUGCAUCCCAUGAUCACAGUGGUGCAAGUGAUCAUCAUAAGGAUAGUAAACACUUACAUGGAUUUGGAAAUGAUCCUGAGAAUAUGGUAAAAGAUGUCAAGCGUGCACUAAAUGAUGGUGAGGGAUGUCGGGUUUUCGGUGUUCUGGAUGUUCAGAGGGUUGCUGGAAACUUCCACAUUUCAGUGCAUGGUCUGAAUAUUAUUAUUGCUCAGCAGAUAUUUGGGGAUGCAACACAUGUUAAUGUGAGUCACAUUGUUCACGAUCUAUCAUUUGGGCCAAAAUACCCUGGAAUACACAAUCCACUGGAUGGAACUGUUCGCAUUCUUCGAGAUACCAGUGGAACUUUUAAAUAUUAUGUGAAGGUUGUACCUACCGAAUACAGAUAUCUAUCUCGGGAAGUUUUACCAACCAAUCAAUUUUCUGUGACAGAGUACUUUGUUCCAAUGAAGGAGUAUGAGAAGUCUUGGCCAGCUGUAUACUUUUUGUAUGAUCUUUCUCCAAUUACUGUAACCAUCAGAGAGGAAAGACGUAGUUUCACUCAUUUCAUUACACGUCUUUGUGCUGUGCUUGGGGGCACAUUUGCUCUCACAGGAAUGCUGGAUCGGUGGAUGUAUCGCCUUAUUGAAGCUGCAACCAAAUCUUCAAAUCUAAGAGUAUACUAGCUGUUGGAAUUGAAGUGCAUUGAACGAUUGGAUUCUAACAGAUUUCCAUUGCGGCUCUUGGUAGUCAAGCAUUUGGUUCUCAAAUAUUUUUGUGGUCCUUUUCAUAAAGGACAUUCUAUUAAGAGACAAAUUGAGUUUUUGUGUAUCCAUUUUUUUUUGAUUAAAAGUUUUCGAGCCAUCAUUGUAUUUGUUGAAACAAAUCUGUGCGCUCUAUCUUAUCAAAUUUAAUGCCACUUUGUUGCCAAGUUGCAUUUUUGUAUAGUCUUGACAUACCAAAGCUUUCCAUCUGAUUUGGGAGAAGUAAUUUCCUUCAUCAGUUGGUAGUCAAAGAUUAUUCCAAAUUAUUUAAUGAAGAGGAAGUUGAACUUUUUGCUGCCCUAACAUUUCCACUCA
This is a messenger RNA of Cryptomeria japonica (Japanese cedar), 1747 nucleotides long. RefSeq lists its product as uncharacterized. Lineage: Eukaryota; Viridiplantae; Streptophyta; Pinopsida; Cupressales; Cupressaceae. The record is from RefSeq and is a predicted model, not a curated record. Gene Ontology annotation, cellular component: endoplasmic reticulum; COPII-coated ER to Golgi transport vesicle. The transcript has 13 exons. The coding region runs from base 308 to 1354 and encodes 348 amino acids.